Molecule: messenger RNA, 1112 nt
Organism: Arachis ipaensis
Lineage: Eukaryota; Viridiplantae; Streptophyta; Magnoliopsida; Fabales; Fabaceae
Source: RefSeq, a predicted model, not a curated record
GAGCCAUGGGGUAUGAAAGGGAAAAUGCUGGCCAGGCUUAUGACGGAGAUGGCAAGAUCAUCAGAAUGCCAACAGAUAGAGAAACUGAUGCAAAAAUCAUGAUGCAAUAAGCCAUGGGUAAUGCUAGAGAAAGAAUGGCAGAUACCUAUGAGAAUGCUAAGCAGACGAUGUCCUCCGCGUCGGACAAGGCUUCAACCAUGGCACAAAAUGCUAAAGAUAACAUGGCCGAGUCCAUGAGUUACGGAAGAGAUAGAGCAGCCAAUGCUUAUGAGGAGGGUAAGCAGAAAAUAAACAUGGCUUCGGAUAUGAUGUCAGAAAAAUUGUAUGAUGCCAAGAACUCGAUGGGUGGGGCGGUGGAAUAUGCCAAGGACAAAGCAAACAAUGCUUAUGAUAGAACCAGAGAGAGAAUGAGGAUGGCUUCAUAGAGAACCUACGAUGUAAAGAAUAAAGUAAAAGGAGCAAUGGAGUAUGGAAGAGAUAACGCAGGUGAUGCCUAUGAUGGAGCCAAAGAGCAAAUGAACGUGGUUGGAGAUAGGGCCUAUGAUGCUUGAGACAAGAUGGGUGGGGCAAUGGAAUAUGGAAGACAAAAAAUGGCAGAAACUUUUGACCAAGCUAAGCAAGAAGUUGAUCAGGCAUACCAGUCAGCAAAGGAUACCAUGUCCAGGGAGGCUAAGGAUCGUUACGAAGCUGCCAAGGAGAAAGUUUCAGAUGCCACAGCGAAUCUUGGAGCUUCCAUGAGGAACACCCAAUAUCUAUGAGGGUAUGUUAAGUUCCCUACAUAAAAAUAUAAGAAUGUGUAUUUCAGUUAGUCUUUUGUCUUUUUCUGCAAAGCUAUCGAGUACUAUUUUCUUCUUGUAAUGUGUUUGUUUUGUUAAGAGAUGCAAAAGCACUUGUUAAACUCUUUCCUUAUGAAAAUGGGAACACAAGUCAUGUGUUCUUGUCCCUAAUGGUAGGAGAUGUAUUAGUGUAGAUUCACACAGGUUUUGCACUUUGCAGCCCACUAUAGGUUAUGUAUCUAGACUAAGAUAAUAUUGUGCAGUUAGUGUAUCCUGACUUUGAUUAUGUUGUUGGGCCCCUUUAUUAACAUGCGUGAUUUGUCAUAUUUGUUAUAA